AUGCCCGCACUCAACAAGAUCGCCCUGACCGCUGCGCUGACGCUGCUUACCUCCCCGGCCUGGGCCGCGCUGACCUAUACCGGCACGGGCAGCUACAACCUCGGCACGCCGAGCAACGUCGGCGCUACCGCGGCGCCCACGACGUCCUGCGGCAGCAUCUCGGGCCAGGACGCGCUGCAGUUCACCGGCGUCAAUGCGGACAACAUCGGCCUGCACGCCUACGCCUGCGAUGACAACAUCGUCAGCUUCGGCAGCCGCUCGUCGGGCGAAGGCACCUACUUCGUGCAAGGUAUCGCGUCGGUGCUGGGCUCGCUGAGCGUCGGCGAGGACAACUACUCCUUCAACUUCUACAUCAACCCCGGUGAAGUCGGCGCUUUCGGCAGCACGGGUUUCGCGGCAGGCGAGUUCCAGACGUCCAAGCUGACGAUCAAACUCACCAUCGACGGCACGACCUACGUGGACGAAGCCUGGAGCGCCACCGUCGGCACCGCCGGCGACACCAGCACGAGCGGCUACACCAGCAACGGCACCUACACGGUCGGCACGAACGUCGACAGCGGCUCGGGCUACUACAGCUUCGGCCUGCAGGGCGGCUACUACAGCAUCGCGCUGGGCCAGGGCGAUCACGACAUCUCCUACGUGAUGACAUCCGAAGCCUCCGGCAGCGUCAGCAACACCAGCAUCUGCACCGCCUACCUGCAAGGCAACCCGCGCCAGGAAGCCACGCGUGCUCUCGUCGCCGAAGUGCCGGCCGACGGCCCGCCCACCGGCGAGGCCUUCACGUCCUACUGCGGCGCCGGCGCUCGCUCAGGCGACCCCUUCCCGUCCUUCGACCCGGCCAACGACUUCGGCCCCAUCGCCCGCGCACAGGCCGUCGAGGAACUGCCCGAGCCGAUGACGGCCGCCCUGACGCUGACGGCCCUGCUGGCCGCGGCCGGCGUGCGUCGCCGCAACAAGCGCUGA
This is a messenger RNA of Ostertagia ostertagi, 963 nucleotides long. The record is from the annotation of a GenBank genome assembly. NCBI's taxonomy places the organism in Eukaryota, Metazoa, Nematoda, Chromadorea, Rhabditida, Trichostrongylidae.